Messenger RNA from Talaromyces amestolkiae, 1722 nucleotides. RefSeq lists its product as uncharacterized. Gene Ontology annotation, molecular function: phosphatidylinositol binding. Lineage: Eukaryota; Fungi; Ascomycota; Eurotiomycetes; Eurotiales; Trichocomaceae. Bases 1 to 1722 code for a protein of 573 amino acids. The transcript has 6 exons. Gene Ontology annotation, biological process: retrograde transport, endosome to Golgi; protein retention in Golgi apparatus. Gene Ontology annotation, cellular component: endosome. The record is from RefSeq and is a predicted model, not a curated record.
AUGGAUUUGGACGGCGGCGAAUCACCCUGGGGUGACGAACCCUCGACCUCGACCAGACCAAACGAGAGCUCAACAACCCCUUCUACAACCACACAAACGACGACACACGAACCCUCAGCCGUUCCUCAAUCGCCCGCUCGCCGUGGACCCAGAACAGCGCGAAAAGUCAGCGCGCAGGUCACCAAAUUGGAAGCUGUCGACGACACCUCCGAUCCUCUGGGACCGCUAGGAGAAUCAACUAUAAUAGAGGAGGCGCCUACACCACCACUCAAAGAAGCAGUAGGCGUACGAGUUGCGCAGCCAGCUUAUUCGGCGGCGCAAUCAUCGGCCGGGGCACCCGUCGACCGCAGCGAGGAACAGCAACGAACCGUCAAUCCACCACCGGUGCAGUUCCCGGGUGCUGAGGCGACGCAGAAGAGACAGACUCAGCCUAGUAUAAGUAUUGAACAAGCUGCCAAGCCGACGUUCAACAUUACGGUGGGCGAUCCUCACAAGGUUGGCGAUUUGACUAGCAGUCAUAUCGUAUAUCAGAUUCGUACCAAGACAACGUCAAAAGCAUACCGUCGGCCAGAAUUCGAAGUCAGUCGCCGCUACAGAGACUUUCUGUGGAUUUACAACCAGCUACACAACAACAACCCCGGUGUCGUUGUUCCCCCGCCACCAGAGAAACAAGCCGUUGGCCGUUUCGAUACCAACUUUGUAGAAUCCCGAAGAGCUGCUUUGGAGCGCAUGGUUAAUAAGAUUGCAGCGCAUCCGAUCCUUCAACAUGAUGCAGAUCUCAAGAUAUUCUUGGAAAGCGAGACCUUUGGAGCGGACGUGAAGAAUAAAGAGAACCGUGAGCCUGAUCUGGGUCAGAGCAAGGGCAUGUUUAGUUCUUUGGGUAUCUCCGUUGGUGGAGGUGGCAAGUUCAUUGAGCAUGAUGAUUGGUUCCAUGAUCGCAAAGUCUACCUCGAUGCUCUGGAGAAUCAGCUCAAAGCAUUGAUGAAAGGCAUCGACACUGUUGUUGCUCAGCGGAAAGGUCUCGCCGAGGCUGCUGGUGACUUUUCGGCUUCUCUCCAUGCUUUAGCGGCAGUUGAGCUUUCCCCGGUUCUUUCAGGUCCGCUAGAAGGUCUAUCAGAGCUCCAGCUACGGAUACGUGAACUUUAUGAGCGACAGGCCCAGCAAGAUGUGCUUACGUUAGGAAUUACGAUUGACGAGUAUAUCCGACUUAUUGGUAGUAUCAAGACCGCUUUCUCUCAGCGACAAAAGUCAUUUCACAGCUGGCAUGCGGCAGAAGCAGAGCUCCAAAAGAGAAGACACACGCAAGAGAAGUUGCUUCGACAAGGAAAAUCGCAACAAGAUCGUAUCAACCAGAUCAACGCUGAUGUGGCUGAUGCAGAGCGAAAGGUCCAUCAGAGUCGGUUAUUGUUUGAGGAUAUGGGCCGAUUGAUGAGGAAUGAACUAGAGAGGUUCGAGAAGGAGAAGGUCGAGGAUUUCAAGUCGGGUGUAGAGACUUUCUUGGAGGGAGCUGUUGAGGCUCAGAAAGAGCUCAUUGAACUAUGGGAGAGCUUCUUGCUGCAACUCGAUGCUGGAGAAGAAGGGAACCCAUUGUAUCCACCUCAGCCGGAGAAUCAUGAAGAAGAACCAGCAGCAGUCGAGUCUAACAAUGAAUCUGCAACCGAUGCUGAAGAGGAGAGGGCUGCUGCUGUUGCUGCCGCUGUGGCAGCAGAGGAAACACAUUAG